Zygosaccharomyces rouxii is the source of this 894-nucleotide messenger RNA. RefSeq names its product Hem25p (gene HEM25). Gene Ontology annotation, molecular function: glycine transmembrane transporter activity. The transcript has a single exon. The record is from RefSeq and is a predicted model, not a curated record. Gene Ontology annotation, cellular component: mitochondrial inner membrane; mitochondrion. The coding region runs from base 1 to 894 and encodes 297 amino acids. Gene Ontology annotation, biological process: glycine import into mitochondrion. NCBI's taxonomy places the organism in Eukaryota, Fungi, Ascomycota, Saccharomycetes, Saccharomycetales, Saccharomycetaceae.
AUGUCUGAGAAAUCAGCUACUACAUCUGCUCAUUUGUUAGGUGGUUUUUUUGGAGGUCUUUCAUCGGCUGUUACACUUCAGCCCUUAGACCUUUUAAAGACUAGAAUUCAACAAAACAAGAAUGCUACCCUUUUUACAGUGUUAAAACAGAUUGACAACCCAUUGAAUCUCUGGAGAGGUACCAUAACCUCAGCAGUGAGAACUUCCACCGGAAGUGCACUUUACCUUUCAUGUUUGAAUCUGAUGAGAACUGCGUUGGCCAAAGACAGAGGAUCGUCUGCUGCAGGCCCCAGCAGUAGCAAUUUGCCUCAAUUGACCACCUACGAGAACCUAAUUGCUGGGGCACUGGCUAGAGGUAUUGUCGGUUACCUUACGAUGCCAUUUACCGUUUUAAAAGUGAGAUAUGAAUCGACAUUGUACAACUAUUCAAGCAUAAGCGAAGCUACAAGAGAUGUCUAUAGAACUUAUGGUAUCAAGGGGUUUUUCCGUGGAUUUGGCCCAACAAGUUUAAGAGAUGUACCUUAUUCUGGCCUAUACGUUUUACUCUAUGAGAAAGCAAAAUUAAUAGUGCCUCUAAUACUACCGCGUGAAGUGAUAGCUCACGAACAUAAUGGCAAAUUUACAUCAACAACUUCAGCGACAGUUAAUGCAUUAAGUGCAAUUUUCUCAGCAAGUUUAGCUACUUCCAUAACAGCACCAUUCGACACCAUAAAGACUAGGAUGCAAUUAGAACCCAAAAAAUUCACUAGUUUUUUUACGACUUUAACCAUAAUCGUUAGGCAAGAAAGUCCUAUAAAAUUAUUUAGUGGAUUAAGCAUGAGACUAACUAGAAAGGCAUUGAGUGCUGGGAUUGCAUGGGGUAUUUAUGAGGAACUGAUAAAAAGAUUUAUGUAA